UUUGGACUCGGGUCACUUUGGAAGGACUUUAAUUGAAUGGCCCUGUGGUCGACGCUGGAUUUCUAUAUGGAUAAAACAUCAAAUACUUCUUUUUAUCCGCACCUGAACAGUUCAGAUAACUUAAUUUGACGGAAGAGAUCUAUAUUGGAACAGUUUUACUUUUUUUGCAUGAAAGCCAGGAAGACUUCAUCGUUUUUUCUUCCAAGAGACAUGCAAGUGAAGACUAUUCAUGGAUCAAUGGUGAUUUUUCAACAUGUGAGCUAUGCAGCCUGUGAGUAGAGCUGUUUGUGGAUAGGUGGUGAAGGAGCGUUUGGAGGCGCUGACUGCGGGGCAUAAGUAGCUCUCCAGGGUGCUGAAAUUGUCUCCAAACGCGACAGACGCAGCGCCAACCCCUCUGCCUGUCACUCGCAGUCCAUGUCUACACAACAAUGGCUUGGUUGUGUCUUCAUCUGAGCAACAUCAUAGAUGCUCCGAGUGACUCAAACUAAAAACGCAACGUUUGGGAUGGUUAGGUGAGGAUUUAUUUUGGGGGAAAGCACGACCAAACUAUUGGAGCGGACACUUUGUAGGACUGUCCUCGGCCCUUGAAGCUGUCCAGAAGGGCAUGACAAAAAUGGUGUCACUGGACUGAUCGAUGAUGCUAUAGUGAAUACAACGAUUCACUAUUUCAGAUUCUCUGGAAGGACAAUGCAGAAUAUUCCCCCAAAUUUUAGAGGGGGCCUAUGGGAGUCCAACCAUUCGUGUAUGCCCAUAAUUAAAAGCAGACAUACUUUUAUGACAUUACCGUUUUACAACUUUCUGCUAUGGGUCCUCCUCGGAGUCUUGGCCUUCCCGUGUUGUGUCCGGUGUUUGAUAUUCAAAGUGGGGGUGCUUGGGCCCUGGAACUGCGACACAAUUUACUACAGGGCCCUGCCUGCUGCAGCGGCCCGGCUGGCUGUGGGCAGGAUAAACGGAGAUCUCGACUUAGAUCUGGGUUUGAAAAUGGACUUUAUCAUCCUCCAAGAGCCAUGCGAAACAUCCAAGGCUCUCACUGCGUUUGUAUACUAUGAGAAGAUGGCGGAUGCCUUUUUGGGUCCCACAAACCCGGGUUACUGUAACGCGGCAUCACUUUUGGCCAAGAACUGGGGAAAGGCCAUCCUCUCCUACGGCUGCAUCAACCACGAGCUGGACCGCAUCACCGGAUACCCGACUUUUGCGAGGACUUUACCCUCACCCGUGCAGGUGUUGUUCACCGUGCUUAAACAUUUCAGGUGGGCCGGCAUUGCCGUGGUCUCAUCCAAUGAGGAUAUAUGGCUGGAUGCCGCCGCUAAAGUGGCCAGUGCCCUGAGGAAUAAGGGGCUCCCCGUUGGCCUGGUUACAUCUGUUGGUAUAAACGAGACUCAGGUGGAGAACACGAUGAGGAGGAUCCAGGCUGAAGGACAGUUAAAAGUCAUCAUCAUGUGCAUGCACUCAGUGCUAAUUGGAGGGGAGCAGCAGGCCACUUUUCUUCUCAAGGCACAUGAAAUGGGCCUGACCAGGGGGCAGUACGUGUUUGUGCCCUAUGAUACCCUCCUCUACAGCCUGCCCUACACCAACGUCUCCUACUUCCCCCUACAAAACAGCAGCAGUCUCAGGCAGGCCUACGAUGCUGUGCUGACCAUAACCAUGGCCUCAGAGCUGAUGUCUUUCAACGAGGCUUUCGACCUGGCAAAGACGCAGGAGGAACUGCAGCUAGCCAUGGAGCCAGAGAAGGUUAACCCUCUAUUUGGGACCAUUUACAACAGCAUGUACCUGAUUGCCAAUUCCAUUAACAACGCCAGAAAAUCUGGUAUGAUGCUAUCAGGCUCAAACAUAGCCUACUUUACGAGGAACAUAACCUUCAACGGCUUCAACCAGAAGAUCAGUGUGGACACUCAGGGGGUCAGCAGAACCAACUAUGUCAUCCUGGACUAUGACACCAGGGGGGGGCAGCUGUACCAGACCUAUGUGGUGGAUCUUCGCUCCAAAAUGCUUCGCUUUGCUGGGAGGUCCAUUCAUUUUCCAGGAGGAACCCCUCCGGCAUCUGACCCCAGCUGCUGGUUUGAACAAAACGCUGCCUGUACUGGAGGAGUGGAGAUCACCUAUGUCAUAGUGAUAUUCGCUGUCGCCUUCAUUCUGGCAAUAGGAGGGCUCGCUCUAAGUCUUUAUAUCAGGAGGAGAAUCCAACAUAUCCAGCUGGUUAAAGGCCCCAAUCGGAUCCUCCUGACAUUAGAGGAUCUGACUUUUAUCAAUCCCCAGCUCAGCAACAGGAAACUGACUCUGGAUGAUCUGAGCGAGUCUAAGAGUGGAGUGGAGGACAGGAGUGUUAAAUCUGUGGACCGCUCACACUCUGUGCACAGCAUCGUGACAGCAACGCAGGAGACCACCAAUGUAGCUGUGUAUGAGGGUGACUGGGUGUGGCUGAAGAAGUUUGAGGAGGGCCAUUUCAAGGAGGUCAAGCAGAGCACCGCGAAAAUUUUCACCAAGAUGAAAGACCUGAGAAAUGAGAACGUCAACCCGUUCCUGGGUUUCUUCUUGGACUGCUCCAUGUUUGCCGUGGUGACGGAGCAUUGCUCUCGGGGGAGUCUGCAGGACCUGCUAAGGAAUGAGGAUGUUAAAUUAGACUGGAUGUUCAAGUCCUCACUUGUGCUUGACCUCAUUAAGGGUAUGAGAUACCUACACCACAGAGAAUUUCCCCAUGGCAGACUGAAGUCUCGUAACUGUGUGGUCGACGGACGUUUUGUGCUGAAGAUUACAGACUACGGCUUCAAUGAGCUGCUGGAGUCGCAGAAUGCUCCCCGAGAAGAACCGCCUCCUGAGGAGCUAUAUUGGACGGCUCCAGAGCACCUGCGGGACCUGCUGGGCCCCCGCAAAGGGACCUACAAGGGAGACGUGUACAGCUUUUCCAUUAUUCUACAAGAGGUCGUUGUCAGAGGACCGCCGUACUGCAUGUUGGGUUUACCAGCUGACGAGAUCAUCCGCAAGGUGAGGAAGCCUCCUCCUAUGUGCCGUCCCACCGUGGCUCCAGACCAGGCCCCUCUCGAGUGCAUCCAGCUGAUGAAGCAGUGCUGGAGCGAACAGCCUGACCGCAGACCAGCGUUUGAUGAAAUCUUCGACCGCUUCAAGUUAAUCAACAAGGGUAAGAAGACGAACAUCAUCGACUCCAUGCUGAGGAUGCUGGAGCAGUACAGCUCCAACCUGGAGGACCUGAUCAGAGAGAGGACAGAAGAGCUGGAGGUGGAGAAACACAGAACAGAGAAACUGCUGUCCGAGAUGCUCCCGCCUUCUGUGGCGGAGGCUCUUAAGACCGGCGCCACAGUGGAGCCGGAGUACUUUGACCAGGUGACCAUCUACUUCAGUGACAUUGUAGGCUUCACGACCAUCUCCUCGCUCAGCGAUCCCAUCGAGGUGGUCGACCUUCUCAACGACCUCUACACUCUGUUUGACGCCGUGCUCUCCAAUCACGACGUCUACAAGGUGGAGACCAUCGGCGAUGCUUACAUGGUAGCAUCAGGUCUUCCCAAGAGAAAUGGCAACAAGCAUGCUGCUGAGAUUGCCAACAUGUCUUUGAACAUCCUCAGCUCAGUGGGAUCCUUCCAGAUGCGACAUAUGCCCGACGUGCCCGUCAGGAUACGCAUAGGAAUCCACUCAGGGUCCUGUGUUGCUGGGGUGGUAGGUCUCACCAUGCCACGGUACUGCCUUUUUGGAGACACCGUCAACACUGCCUCUCGCAUGGAAUCCACUGGGCUGCCUUAUAGAAUCCACGUGAACAUGAGCACUGUGAAGAUCCUCCAUUCUCUCAAUGAGGGCUACAAAAUAGAUGUCAGAGGAAAGACAGAGCUGAAGGGUAAAGGCAUUGAAGAGACAUAUUGGUUGGUUGGGAAAACAGGUUUCACAAAGCCUUUGCCAAAACCUCCUGAGAUCAAACCAGGGGACCCAUGGCAGGAUAUGAUAACAGAGGAAAUAAAGAGCAUUUUCCGCAAGGCCCACAGGCAGGUGGACAAACACAAGGCCUGAGAGGAGAAGAGCUAUAGACGUUAAAUAGACAAAACUGGAGGACAAGAGGGAGAAUCAUGAGGACUCAUCCACACAAAGAGACAGAGAGAAGGAAGUGGGACGAGUGGAAGAGGCAGGCAGAGGACAGAGAGCGCAGCCCGGCCUCCUCACACUGGCUUAAUGCAGACUCCUUUAAUAGGAUUGCCCAUUGUCUGGCUAAUCUGCUGCCAGCCAGCACAGCAGAACAAGACAGUGCUAAUGUAAUGAGAGUUGUCAUAUUAUUACUUGCCUACACACCUACCGACGGUACCACAGAGACGGCGCGCUGCUCCUUAAUGAAGAACGGACUCAUGGACUCCUCUCCGCACUCACUGGCCACUGAGUGGUCACCUAUUUUAGGGCAAUCACAGGCUCACCCAUUGGAAGAUCAAAUGAUCCACAAGCCUGUCAUAGUUUUUAACUUCAAAGUUGAAUGUUAUUAUUUUUUCUGGCAUAAAUGUGUUUUUUUUUAGUCUGUUAUAAAAGCACACAAGGAUUCCCCUCUGGACAAAAUAUGGCUGUGUGGAGAAGGUCUGUUAACUGGGUACGGCUGAAUAUUAUACUGUUAUUAUUCUGUAAGUUUAGCCUUCCAAACUGGGUAAAGGCUACUAAUAUAUUUAACUAUCAAAAAAAAAAAAAAAAAAGAAAUACAGCAUAUUACUUUUACCAUAAAAAUUGUGAGAGAGCAUUUGUGGGGGAAGAGGGGGCAGUCAGUGUCAGAAUUAUAAGAAGGGGUCAUUCAAAACAUGAUGCGUCACUUCCCACGCCGCUGUAAAUGUUUGUUUGAGCAAUGAUGUAACUCCUUCACAUUUUCCAGAUGUUUACACUGAUGGAAAGGGGGGCAGCUCUUGAUCUGAGAAGGUAAACACUGAGGAUUAAUCAGUGUUUUACACAUUUUUCUCGGGAUUUUUAAUGUGCUUCAGUGAAACAUGUCACUUCUCAAAGUAUUCCAAGUACAAAUGGAUUCACUCCGUUGCUGUGUCUAGGGAGCCUGGCGAUAGAUGUAACAUUUUUUGGUUUCCACAUCAGUAACACAGUAGUUGCUUGUGCUAGAUCUGUCCAACUUUGAUACCCCUGCUUGUCUUAGUACUACUUUAUAUGUCUAAUGUACAAUCACAUUAACCUAACACGUAACCUAUUCACAAAAGUUGUAAAACCAACCCUGCUACUGGAAAGAGUGGGAUGGAUGUAAAAAACAGAACAUUUGUUGAAAUGAUGCUCCUAUUUUAAAAUUUAUACUUCACUGAAGAAUCUUUGAAUAGCUCAGUUUUUCAAAAAAAAAAAAAAAAAUGAAAUGAAAGGUUUUAUUUUCCUGUUUCUCAUUUCUAAACUUACAGUGUUUAGAAAUGAGAAACAUGAGCAUAUUUGAAUAUUUGGGUUGACUAUGUUGAGUGUAAAAACUCUCCAACCCUAGCAGGAAUUGCACAGCAAUUUCUACAAUAUCUACAAUACAAAUUCUGUUGAUGAAAAUCUUUUAAGCAGAGAUUAUAUUUUCUAAUCUCAAAAACAGUUCUAUGUUCCUACAAAAUCCUCAGGUUACAUGAAGUGAGGAUAUAGCCUGAAAUAUUGAUUACACGAUCACAGCUGAUUCCUACCUGGUCGAGCUGGCGGCGUUACAGCUGACCUGGGUCUCCCCUACAUCAGGGGUCUAAAUUUAUUAAAAGCUUGAAGCCCACACUGUACCAAGACAAAGUUAAUGAUUAAGCUACAGUUCAGUACAUUACCAGUGUAGUUACAGUUUCACUGGAGCAUGAUGUGCCUCAAGCGUCUCAAGAGCGCCAUCUCUUGUUGAAAUGAUGUUACUUCAGUAGCACUAGAUGGAUUCUGUUAGUGAAAGACUGCUUUAGGGUGAUGGACUACUUAAAAAACAGAGACGGUUUUUCUAUUUCAAAAAGAAAGGAAAAGCAAAUUAUGGCAUUUUUAAAGACAUUACAGGUAACUUAAGUCCUUUUAUGAAGUAAUUUCUCAACAUUUAAGAAUACUGAAUUAUGACCAUCAGGUAAUGAUUAUUUUUCAAAGCAUUUAAAAAAAAUCUCCUCAUAUCUCUUGUUAUAUUAGUAGCAGUUAAACUCAUACUUGGUGUACAAAAUAAUUAACAGCAAAGUCAGUCGGAGUGUACAUAAUGUUAUACAUUUUCCAAGUUCAUAUUGUCUUGUAUGUUAUUACUGAGGUGCAAUGUAAUACAAAUUGUAAAUAAGGUAUUGUGAAAUAAAUAAAUACUUUAUUUGUAA
Myripristis murdjan (pinecone soldierfish) is the source of this 6263-nucleotide messenger RNA. RefSeq names its product guanylate cyclase 2F, retinal (gene gucy2f). The record is from RefSeq and is a predicted model, not a curated record. The transcript is spliced from 19 exons. Bases 688 to 4014 code for a protein of 1108 amino acids. Gene Ontology annotation, biological process: intracellular signal transduction; receptor guanylyl cyclase signaling pathway; cGMP biosynthetic process. Gene Ontology annotation, cellular component: plasma membrane. Gene Ontology annotation, molecular function: guanylate cyclase activity; ATP binding; peptide receptor activity. NCBI's taxonomy places the organism in Eukaryota, Metazoa, Chordata, Actinopteri, Holocentriformes, Holocentridae.